Colletotrichum spaethianum is the source of this 3447-nucleotide messenger RNA. RefSeq names its product DNA polymerase gamma, mitochondrial. Gene Ontology annotation, biological process: mitochondrial DNA replication. Bases 1 to 3447 code for a protein of 1148 amino acids. Gene Ontology annotation, molecular function: DNA binding; DNA-directed DNA polymerase activity; 3'-5' exonuclease activity. Lineage: Eukaryota; Fungi; Ascomycota; Sordariomycetes; Glomerellales; Glomerellaceae. Gene Ontology annotation, cellular component: mitochondrion; gamma DNA polymerase complex. The transcript is spliced from 2 exons. The record is from RefSeq and is a predicted model, not a curated record.
AUGGUCGAAAUCGCAAACCAGGCCCUGAGGGGUUCCACUGCGAGCUUCGUCCGCCUAGCCCGACACCAUGCUUCUCGUCGCCUUGCCUGGCGGUCCCAUGUUCGGUGGCAGUCUGCAACCACAGCAGCGGCCGCGAAUGCUGAGAGCACCAAGGAGCGACAACACAGUCUAAACCUCUCGUCGCAGUCGCGCUACAACGACAUUGGCGUCCAGCACCUCAGCGCCCAUGUUUACAAACAGAUAUUCCCCGACGGAAACACACCGCCGCCUCCCGAGCUCGUAGAACUAGCCAGAGACCACUUGCGCCGGCACGACUUGCUCGGCAAGAACACCGACAACAACGAUCCCAUCGCGUUCGACCUCCCCGAUCUUCAAGGACGAACCCUAGACGAGCACUUCCACAAGCUUGCGGUGAACUCUGCCGAACCGUACCUAUCUCUAGCAAAACAGUUUGCGAGGGCCAACACGCCACCGAAGCCGCGGAAAUGGGUUCGUCGCAGUGGAUGGACAAAAUACUAUCCCGACGGCAGGACAGAGGCCGUCGAUGCGCCCGCCGAUUCCAUGUUAUGUUUUGACACAGAGGUUAUGUGGAAGGAGAGUUCAUUUGCUGUCAUGGCUUGCGCCUCGAGCCCGACGGCGUGGUAUGCCUGGCUGUCGCCUUGGCUGCUGGGUAAGUCCGAAACGGACCGGCACCUGAUUCCGUUGGGCGACCCAACGAAAGAGCGCGUGAUAGUAGGGCAUAACAUCGGGUAUGAUCGAGCGAGAAUAUUGGAAGAGUACGACGUGAAGCAAACGCGCAACUCCUUCAUGGACACCAUGUCGCUUCACGUGGCUGUAAACGGCAUGUGCUCGCAGCAAAGACCUACGUGGAUGAAGCACAAGAAGAGCCGAGAACUGCGAGACAAGAUUGCGAGCCAAACCGACGACGUACAGCUGGCGGAGCUGCUGGGAAACAGCGCUAUGCGGCAGGAAGAGGAGGAGCUUUGGGUGGACCGGAGUUCGGUCAACUCGCUUCGCGACGUGGCCAAGUUCCAUCUCGACGUCACCAUCGACAAGGCCGUGCGCGACGAGUUUGGCACGCUUGAUCGAGCGGGCGUGUUGAGCAAGCUGGACAACCUCCUGGACUACUGUGCUGCAGAUGUCGCCAUUACUCACCGGGUGUACCAGAUCGUCUUCCCCAACUUCCUCGACACCUGCCCUCAUCCCGUCAGCUUUGCGGCGUUGCGACAUCUUUCGUCGGUCAUCCUGCCUGUCAACAAGACCUGGGACGCUUACAUCCACAAUGCCGAGGCCACCUACCGUGAGCUGUCCGAUGCCGUCCAGGAGCGUCUGAUCGGGCUUACCGAACAGGCCCUCGCAAUCAAGGACGACCCGGAAAAAUGGGGCAACGAUCCAUGGUUAAAGCAGCUGGAUUGGUCUGGUCAAGAAAUCAAAAUGGUCAAGGGCAAGAAGAAGAAUGACCCGCCACGGCCGGCAGCGAGGCAGAAGAAGCCCGGUAUGCCGCAAUGGUAUAAAGACCUAUUCCCGAAAAACGACUCUCCCAUCAACAUCACAGUACGGACUCGUAUCGCUCCGAUACUACUCAAGCUCUCGUGGGAUAACCACCCCUUGUUCUGGUCAGACAAGUACGGUUGGACGUUCAGAGUGGCACAGGACGAAGCAGCAGACUACCAACAGAAGCAGAUGAUCGAGUGCGACUUCUCAGACUCUGAGAGCGACGCCGCGCUGCAGAAAGAAGAUGGUGUCUUUUUCAAGCUGCCACACAAGGAUGGUCCCACGGCACGUUGUGUCAACCCCAUGGCCAAGGGAUACUUGUCCUAUUUCGAAAAGGGCACUCUGUCUUCGGAGUACUCUUACGCCAAGGAGGCCUUGGAAAUGAAUGCGUCGUGUUCAUACUGGAUCAGUGCCCGCGACCGCAUCAUGUCACAGAUGGUUGUGUACGAGAACGACAUUCCAGGUAACAGCAAGGAGGCGAGCUCCAGGAAGGAGAAAGACCCGGAACAGUUGCAGGGGUACAUCCUACCCCAGAUCAUCCCUAUGGGGACCAUUACGAGGAGAGCAGUGGAGAACACGUGGCUUACCGCGAGCAAUGCGAAGAAGAACAGAGUCGGAUCGGAGCUCAAAUCAAUGGUCAGGGCGCCGCCGGGCUACUGCUUUGUCGGAGCUGAUGUUGAUUCGGAAGAGCUGUGGAUCGCGAGUUUGGUUGGAGACGCAACGUUCAAGCUCCACGGUGGUAACGCCAUUGGAUUCAUGACCCUAGAGGGCACAAAGGCCGCCGGCACAGAUCUGCAUUCGCGGACGGCAGGUAUCCUGGGCAUCACGAGAAACGAUGCCAAGGUCUUCAACUACGGCCGCAUCUACGGCGCCGGGCUCAAGUUUGCCGGCCAGCUGCUCAGGCAGUUCAACCCCAACUUGUCCGACAAGGAGACGAACGAGACUGCUGCGAGGCUGUACGCCAAAACGAAGGGCACCAAGACCAACAGGUCGGCACUGAGCAAGCGGCCGUUCUGGCGCGGCGGGACAGAAUCAUUUGUCUUCAACAAACUGGAAGAGUUUGCGGCCCAGGAGCGACCGCGAACGUUUGUGCUCGGUGCGGGCAUCACGGAGGCCUUGAUGCGCCGGUUCAUCAACCAGAACGGCUACCUGACGUCGCGCAUCAACUGGGCUAUCCAGUCCUCGGGCGUUGACUACCUCCACCUCCUAAUCGUAGGCAUGGAUUACCUCACCCGGCGGUUCAACAUCGAGGCUCGUCUCGCCAUUACCGUCCAUGACGAAAUCCGAUACCUCGUCAAGGACCACGACAAGUACCGUGCCGCCAUGGCACUCCAGGUAGCAAACCUCUGGACAAGAGCGAUGUUUGCCCAGCAGGUGGGCAUCAACGACCUGCCGCAGUCGGUGGCGUAUUUCUCCGCCAUCGACAUUGAUCACGUCCUCCGCAAGGAAGUCGACAUGGACUGUGUGACACCAAGCCACAAGACGGCCAUCCCCCCGGGAGAGAGCCUCGACAUCACCGCGCUCCUCGCCAAAGGGGCCGAGGCGCGUCUAGACCCGUCCAUCGUGCCUGACCCGGCGUACGCGCCCAAGCUCGACGGGAUCGAGUACGCGCCGCGCACACCCGUCAUGGACACGCUCGAGGACUCGACAUCGGCCGACCCUCAUUUCCUCAAGGCGCAGAUCGUGGGCACCGAGAUGGAGCUGAACCAGGUGCUCAAGGACAGGAGACAGUCGCUCAAGGCGCAGGAGGAGAAGAAGUCCCGCGCGCCCAGGCCGAAGAAGGAACGCAGCGUGCUGCCGUACCAGUCCGACGCAAAGCUGGUCCCGACCAUGACGGUGUCGGACGCGUUCGGCCACAACAAGUUUGGCUCGCGAUUCGAAACCAAGAACCGGUGGACGACGUGGCAGAAGGAAAAGGGCGCUGGUCGGUUUGGACCUAGCUCGCGGAUCUAG